Exophiala viscosa is the source of this 1031-nucleotide messenger RNA. RefSeq lists its product as uncharacterized. Gene Ontology annotation, cellular component: cytoplasm. The record is from RefSeq and is a predicted model, not a curated record. Gene Ontology annotation, molecular function: oxidoreductase activity, acting on the CH-OH group of donors, NAD or NADP as acceptor. Lineage: Eukaryota; Fungi; Ascomycota; Eurotiomycetes; Chaetothyriales; Herpotrichiellaceae. Bases 91 to 978 code for a protein of 295 amino acids. The transcript has a single exon.
ACUUACUCGCUGCCGUCAACGCCCGUGACAUAUUCGUUAUACGCCAACCUUCGUCCACCUGAUUACCCUCUCAUUUUGCAUCUUUCAACAAUGACAGGCCGAGGUCCAGUGGAAGACUUUCCAGUCGAGAACAAAAUCGUCCUCGUCACAGGCGGUGGAAGUGGCAUUGGUCUCACAUUCGCCCGUAUUUGUCACGAGAAGGGCGCAAAAGUCAUCAUCGGGGACCUGAAACUCACCCAAGAAGCACAAGACUAUCUCUCCUCGAAGGACAAGUCUGAGAUCUUCCACGAGACAUGCGAUGUGACAUCCUGGAAGUCAUUGCACAAUCUGAUCUCGGCGAGUCUCAAGACGUUCGGCGACGUUCCCGACGUCUAUGCGCCAGUCGCAGGGGUCUUCGAUCCGUCCUGGUCAAAUUUCUGGGAUGACACGGAAGACGAGAGCUACAAGACAGUGGCGAUCAAUCUGCAGCAUCCCGUCAAGUUGACUCGCCUUGCUAUGAAGGCUUUGGCGUCCGCUGAUAAGAAGGGCGUUGUAUGCCAUGUGGCUUCGACAGCAGGGAUUCGCGGGAACUUCUUUGCGCCACUCUACGUCGUUACCAAGCACGGUGUCGUUGGCAUCACCAAGUCACUUGCACAAGCUGAUCCUGAGUUCGGCGUACGGAUUGUGGCUGUGCUGCCGGGCACAGUGAAGAGUAAUUUGUGGGAAGACCGGGACGAUCACGUCAUGGAGGCGACUAAGUACAAGGAACGGAAAUUGAUGCCACCGAGCACGAUCGCAGAAUUGAUGGUCAAGAUGGUCGAGAGCAAGGAAUAUACCGGUGGAACUUGCGUGCUGAAGACGCUUACGGAGGAAAGAGUUGUUGAGGAGGGUUGGGACAAGGCUGCUGGGAAAUAUGACCCGAGUCCUCGACCGGAAGCUGACCUUAGCCAUAUCAGAGAGGUCAUUGCCGCGGAAAGGGGCAAGAAAUGGGAGGCAUGAUUCGCACAACACUGUAGCACAGUUGAAUUGGAUUUGCUCAUAGGGCUAUAACC